UAUUUGCUGCACUGUAGCAUUUGUGUGUGUGUGUUUUUGUGGGAAAACCCAAUGGUUCCGUUAAUUCUGCUUUAUCUACAUGAUCAGCUGUGGUUUCUUUAUGAUACAGACUGAGAAAAACUAAAACAAAAAACAACAAAAUCACGUUGAACGUAUCAUCGACCUUGGAGCGUUUGUGUUUAGUGUUCUGCAUUUGAUUUGUGAGUGUGCGUGUGAUACAGAGUGAAACGGGACUGCUGUUUUCUGUUAUAAACCCGACAAGAAUCAUCAUAUAUUCACAGGGUGUCGCAAGAGCAAAAUAACAAUAUAAUAAUCUUAUUCCCGAGUGAGGGAAGUUAAUUAUUGUUUAUUGACAUUUCAGGAUGCAUUUAAUAGUGCAUAAAUAAAAUACAACAACACUACAGUGGAAGAAAAAAAAAAUCCGCCAGGAAUACAACUGCGUUCUCCCAUAAUAAUAAUAAUAAUAAUAAUAAUAAUAAUAAUAAUAAUAAUAAUAAUAAAUCAGCCAUCACCAUGGUGGUUUUUAAUGGCUUAUUAAAGAUCAAGAUAUGUGAGGCUCUGGCCCUCAAGCCCACUGCUUGGUCACUGAGGCACGCUGUCGGACCGAGGACACAGACGUUUCUUUUGGACACUUAUAUCGCCCUGAAUGUGGACGAGUCGCGGGUCGGGCAGACAUCGACCAAACAGAAGACCAACAGCCCCGCCUGGAACGAUGAGUUUGUCACCGAGGUCCGGGCUGGGAGGAAGAUCGAGCUGUCGGUGUUUCACGAUGCUCCUAUUGGAUACGAUGACUUCGUGGCCAACUGCGUCAUCCAGUUUGAAGACCUGCUGCAGAACGGCAGCAGGCACUUCGAGGACUGGAUAGACCUGGAGCCCGAAGGAAGAGUGUAUGUUAUUAUUGACCUCUCCGGAUCCUCCAGUGAAGCCGCUGCCGCCUCCAAGGAGAAUGAGGAGCGGGUGUUUCGGGAGCGCAUGCGGCCCCGGAAACGGCAAGGGGCAGUGCGCCGUCGUGUGCACCAGGUCAACGGACACAAGUUCAUGGCUACCUACCUGCGACAGCCCACCUACUGCUCACACUGCCGAGACUUCAUCUGGGGGGUAAUAGGGAAGCAAGGUUAUCAGUGUCAAGUUUGUACUUGCGUAGUGCACAAAAGAUGCCACGAGCUUAUUAUAACAAAGUGUGCUGGUCUAAAGAAACAAGAAGCAACACCGGAUGAGGUGGGCUCUCAGCGGUUCAGUGUUAACAUGCCUCACAAGUUCAGCAAUCACAACUACAAAGUCCCCACGUUCUGUGACCACUGCGGCUCCCUGCUGUGGGGGCUGAUGAGGCAAGGCCUGCAGUGUAAAGUGUGCAAGAUGAAUGUACACAGACGCUGUGAAUCCAACGUGGCUCCCAACUGUGGGGUGGAUGCAAGAGGAAUCGCCAAAGUGUUAGCAGACCUGGGAGUCACUCCCGAUAAGAUCACCAACAGCGGCCAGAGGAGGAAAAAGUUGAACCCCGCAGUGGACCCCCAGCAGACAGUCCCAGGCUCCUCCCAGUCCGAGGAGGACCGCUCCAAGUCAGCCCCUGUGUCCCCCUGCGAUCAGGAAAUGAAAGAUCUUGAAAACAACAUUAGGAAAGCGCUUUCGUUCGAUAACCGAGGUGAAGAGAACAAGACAGCAGCCUCGGGGUCGACAGACAGCCAGGGGAGGGGGGGGGAGAGCCGGGAGAACGGGGAGCUCAGGACCCUGCAGACCAAGCGCAUGAACCUGGAGGACUUCCUCUUCAUCAAAGUGUUAGGCAAAGGCAGCUUCGGAAAGGUCAUGCUGGCAGAGUUGAAAGGUACAGACGAAGUGUACGCCGUGAAGGUUCUUAAAAAAGACGUCAUCCUUCAGGACGAUGAUGUAGACUGCACGAUGACGGAGAAGAGGAUCCUGGCACUCGCGCGGAGACACCCUUACCUGACCCAGCUCUUCUGCUGCUUCCAGACCAAGGACCGGCUUUUCUUUGUCAUGGAGUAUGUGAACGGAGGAGACCUCAUGUUCCAGAUCCAGCGCUCCCGCAAGUUCGACGAAGCCCGCUCCCGCUUCUAUGCAGCUGAGGUCACAUCAGCGCUUAUGUUUCUCCACCAACAUGGCGUCAUCUACAGAGAUUUAAAACUGGACAACAUUCUUCUGGACGCUGAAGGACACUGCAAGCUGGCCGACUUCGGCAUGUGCAAGGAGGGGAUUCUGAAUGGAGUGACGACUACGACAUUCUGCGGGACACCUGACUACAUCGCCCCAGAGAUUCUUCAGGAGCUGGAGUAUGGCCCCUCUGUGGACUGGUGGGCUCUUGGGGUGCUGAUGUACGAGAUGAUGGCAGGGCAGCCCCCCUUUGAAGCAGACAAUGAGGAUGACCUCUUUGAGUCCAUUCUGCAUGACGACGUCCUCUACCCCGUGUGGCUGAGCAAGGAGGCUGUGAGCAUCCUCAAAGCGUUCAUGACUAAGAGCCCCAAUAAGCGCCUGGGCUGCGUGGUGUCACAGGGUGGGGAAGAAUCCAUAAAACAGCAUCCGUUUUUCAAGGAAAUCGACUGGGUCAUGCUAGAACAAAGGAAAACCAAGCCUCCUUUCAAACCUCGAAUUAAAACCAAAAGGGAUGUCAACAACUUUGACCAGGACUUCACGCGCGAGGAGCCCGUGUUGACGCUGGUGGAGGACGCCAUCAUCAAGCAGAUCAACCAGGACGAGUUCAAAGGAUUCUCGUACUUCGGGGAGGAGCCCAUGCCCUAAGACACAGAGCAGUAGCCACCAGGCCAUCAGCUCCUCCUGUGAGAGUCCAGCAGUGAAAAGUAAUACCAGAGCAAGCUGAAACGAUCAACUAAUCAAGUAUCAAGCUUCUGCCAUGAAGCUCCACUCACCAGCUCAAUGGGGUUAUUAGGGGUUUCACUUUCAGGCUCCAUUGUUACUGUGUUUCAACAGUGGUUAAAAGACUAUCUAUCUCUCUCACUAUCUAUCUUUCUCGCUCUGUCUCUUUCUCUCUUUGUUACAAAGUUUUGCAGACGUAACACACUGCCAUAGAGAAGAAAGUGACUAAAGAAGCAGUCCAAUAGCAUGUAUUGCUUGGCAGAGCCGGUCUGGUUAGCUGCAUGCAGUAGCUGCUCAUGUUUCUGUUCUGACAGUUACAGCUGCUACUCUUACAAUAAGGAUGCAGUAUAGUAGCAGUGCCACUGUCUGGGUCUUCUCUAACUGGGAGCAUUUGCCCCACAACAGUCGUUUAUUUUUCCUUAGUGAUGCAUGAAUCUUACAUAAAGUGGCUAGUCUUCUGUAGUGAAGGUUUGUGUCCAGGCUAGUUUAAUUACAGCCUGAGACUGAUGUAUCACCAUCUUGUAUUUGCACUGUUGCUUGAGUUCCAAUUAGAUUUUUUCAAAAAGCAUGUAGUCUUUGACAUUAUUUUGCCUUGAAAAAGAUGGGUGUUUUACUAAGCAGACAUAAAAAAAUAGAAGUGAAUGUAUAUAAGACAUUUUAAUUGAACAUUGGACAAAAUAGGGUAAAGGUUUGGAGGCAAAGGUGACUGAAAGCCCAAAUAAAGUAGAAUUUGUGAUGAUUCUUUCCAGUGACCUAGAACUAACCAUCCUGCAGAGUAGCGUGUAACUGGUAGUUGCUAGUAUUGGAAUGCACCUUUGUAUUGUACAGUACUAAUGGGUCAAAACCAGCUAAGAGCAGAACUCAUACACACAAUACUGUACAACAAGACUCUGUCAAGCACGUUAUUUUAUUGUACAGUAUUGCACCGGAAUCCUUUGUUUUGAUUGUGUUUUCCUUUGCGGUGUGUUACUUUGGCACACUUCUGCAAACUCAUACGAUUGUACUACUGGCCUUUUAAUUUCAGUUGAUUUUUUACAUGAUACCUUUGCGUUAAGAAUAAUACAGUCGACUGACCUUCACGAUGUAUUGCAUUAAUGGAGCAGCACGAGAACGUCUGUCUGGAAUACACCACCUUAACCACAUUGAUUGUACAAAUAAAAAAAAAAUUGGAACUCUAUGUAGCAACAACAGUGAAAAUGUGACUAUUUGAGUCUGACUGUAUCAUACAAAGUAGACGUAUAUCUAGAGGAUUGAUCGUCACAUGUUACAGAACUGACCAUUAUCAUGACGGUGUAGAUAUUUGCCUUUGUUUGCUGGGUCGGGGUAACUUGUGGACAAAUUUAAAGUUACCUACUGUAGAUAUGCUAACAGUGUUAUUGUAGUUUAUUUCUAAAUAUUGUGUGAUUUUGUGUGUGUCUCUGCAUGUGUGUACAAGUGCUCCUCCAAGCCUUUUUAUGUUGUUGUUUGUUUGUUUGUUUAGUUUUGUUUCUUUUUUUAAACGAUUUUACUGGACUGUGUAAGUGUGCUGUUGCAGGAGUCUUUUACCCUACAUGUGGAUUUCCUGCUGCACAAACAGACGCUUUACUGUGAGUGGCAAAAGUAGAGCUAAAAGGAGUCUUUUGCCUUCUCUGCAGGUGAUACUUUGUAUAUAAUGUUUGCUGCAAGGCCUGUGGAGUUCUUUUGAACUAUAGAGGUAUCAAUCACUGCAUGUUCAGGCAUAAUAUAUUAUAUAUUAGUCUAUGAAAAAAAGGUUAUGUGCAAUACUAUUAAUGUGUUUUUUGUAUUUGUAUAUUAUGUCAGAGUACGUUUUGUUUUUUUGGAAGGGUCAUGAAAAUUGUAUAGGGUAUAUAUUAACCUCUACUGGACCUCUUUUGUGUGUGUGUGUGUGUGUGUGUGUGUGUGUGUGUAUGUGUGUGUGUAUAUAUAUAAAUAUUCUUUUUCAGACUAGUGACAGUGUGAUGACAACUUUGAUAAAGAGAUUAAAGAACUGGUGGCAACGGCAAACAAACGUGAAUUUAGCAUCUUGAACACUCCAAUGGCAUUCCUGCUGAGGAUUUGGGAUGGUCUAGUUGUGCAUGGCAGGUUGUGUGUGUGCGUGCGUAUGCGUGUGCUUGUGCGUGUGUGUUUGUUUCCAGUCUGUUUAGGGCAGCUGAUGCAGAAGGGUUGCUCAGCAUCCAUCUCCCAUCCCAUGAGCAAAGAGCAGCUCUCCAGUUCACAGUAUUUUCCUGCAUGUAAGCUUCUGCUGAGUAGUAGAAUGUUAGUAUAUUGAUUUAAUCAAGGGGGCUGGACAUAUGAUUUGAUACAAGUUGAAUGAUUAUAAUUAUUAUUAUUUUUUUUUUACUUGAACUUUUUCAGUCCCGGUGGGACCUUAGCACCAUAUGUUAUCAAAUGCCGAUGGAAAUCAAAUUGGAACCUCACAUUUUCUGACCUGGAAAAACAAUUGUCAGAGCGAUGGGAAGAUUUUACAGUUUUCAUGGUGACGUCAUGCUGAAGUCACAUGUGUGAGUUUGUGACAAAAGCAUUCUACCAGUAUGUGAAAAAUCUGUUCACCUACCCAGCACCAUGAGAAGAAAAGAACAUGUUUGCUGAUCAGAACCUAUUUGGUUGCCUGAUUUUAGGAUGUUUUGUUGUUUGUCUAGAAAUAUGCAGUACUGACUAUCUUACCACCAAUCAUAAUAGUGUUUUAACAAUGUCAGAUAGCCUGCAAUCGACCUGCAGUUGCAUCCCCUGAGCUCAGCACUUUUAAGAAACCAUUCAAGCUUUCUUAUCACGGGUAUUUCCUUGCAGAGCCUCUUGCAGUCAACAGUCAAAACCCACCCAGAAACAGUGUGUUUUUAUUCCAGGACAAGACCCGGCUAAACCGGACAACAUCUUAAUGCAUUGUGUAACUACUGUGAUUUCCAUCCAUUUCUCAGGCAGUGAAGCUGAACAGCAAACAGGUGAUGCUUUGAUGACAUAAGCUUUAAGCAGGCAACCCUACAACCCUUUCUCUCGCCCUCCCCCUCUAACCUGUGUAGCUACACACUCAGAACUGCUUCAAUGCAGGUUUGCAUCCACUCUGGUGUUGUAUUGAAACCAGCCCUACAAUUACAUAAGGGUUAUGGCACCAUUGUCCUUAUAACAGCUUUUAAAAAGUACAGAACAACACACGCACGCAUGCAUGCACGCCUGUACGAACACACACACACACACACACACACACACACACACACACACACACACAUAUAUAUCUAUGAUAGCGGUUUGCUAUUGUUUAAUACUAACACUGCAUGAAAAAUACAUCAACUAUAUUUAUCCCAGUUGUUUAUUAAAAAGCAAUAUAAGCAUAGUCGUGCAUACUUAAAUUUGAAUGUUAGGGCAAGUCACAGGAACUGUUGUCAUUGCAAGUAGUUGUUGGAUUAUAAUUUUCAUAUGAACUGACUGCUGCACAGAAGCACUAUGGGAAAGGUUUGAAGCUGUAAUGCACUAGACGAGACACCAAUCUUUAACAAAUCCCCUCCCAGAUUGUAUUAAUUAAAAGCUUCUCUUGAAUAGUGCUAUGUAAAGCUCGAUUGCACGUCACUUGAUUGUAAUCUAGCUGUGCAAUACCAGCCCUUGGCAGUCUUGACAAACCUUGAUCCAGAUCUUUAAUUGGACUUUUAAGUCAUCAGUAGUUACUUAAGUUUGGUUAUCCGUUAGCUGAAUAGUCUAAACAUAGGCAAGUAGAUCCCAAUAAAGAAGCCUUUUUUUUAUACAAGACAAUCAAAAACACAACACCUUUGUUAUUUCCCUGAUCCACAGCAACAUUCAAACAAACUUUACAAAAUGUUCAAUUAAAAGGCUUUUAGAAUGUUAGCACACAUUUUUGCCCUGCACUCUUCGGAGGUUUGAUUGAAUAAUGCCAUUAGCCCUACUCUAUUAUUUGAUUGAAUGUACCCCUUAUCUACUCUGACUGCUGAAACGGGCUUGGCGAGAUGUACCAGGCGUUCUUAUUAAUACAAUAAAAAGCGAGAGGUAUUUUCUUUCUUAGUUGUUCUUUACUAGCAGUUUAGUUUAAGUUGCAACCCCAUUCAUGUGUGUCUGUUUGUUUGUUUUGGUUUACAGUUCUUGGGGUUUGUCAGUCUCUCUUUGUACUAAGUGUUUAAUGUAUUUUGUAAUAUAUGAACAUAAUGUUACAUGCCAGCCUUUUCCAAUACAACAAUGUCCGUCCUCCUUCGGAGAUAUAAAUGCAUCAUGCCAAAUUGUAUCUCUGUUGUCUCUUAGCUUUUGUAAAGAAAAUUAUAAAAGGAUAUAUAUAUAUAGUGAUAGAGUAGGGGGAGGAUAAUGAAAACGUAACCCUGGAGAUAAAGCAGGAUACCGGAGGUAUUCUAGGGGAUGUAAUCCUGUACCUUACUUUAUCAGAGGCCGAUUUUUCAAAACUUGUAAUCUGUUUUAAAGUGAUCCUGAUAUUGUAAUCCUAUAUUUUGUAAUUGAGAUAACUUUUAUCUGGAUCAUUUUGAUCCAUUUUUUCAGAAAAUGGCACUGCUGGAUUACAUUUAUCCAGAUUACAAAAAAUUACGAUUAUGAAUUUAAGUAAUCGCCAUAAAAUAUAGGAUUACAAAAUCCUUUUCCAUCAAGAUUAUCCAGAUUUAGAAAAACCUGCUCCCCCUACUUUAUCACUUAUAUAAACUCUGUGUGCGUAUAUAUAUAUAUUAUAUA
This is a messenger RNA of Polyodon spathula (Mississippi paddlefish), 7503 nucleotides long. Its product is annotated as protein kinase C epsilon type. The coding region runs from base 514 to 2751 and encodes 745 amino acids. Gene Ontology annotation, molecular function: diacylglycerol-dependent serine/threonine kinase activity; ATP binding. Gene Ontology annotation, biological process: protein phosphorylation. The record is from RefSeq and is a predicted model, not a curated record. The transcript is spliced from 15 exons. Lineage: Eukaryota; Metazoa; Chordata; Actinopteri; Acipenseriformes; Polyodontidae.